GUAUUACGAAGCUGAUUCGCUAGGUUGUCCGCUUUUGUUACUUUACACUUCCCGACCCAAUCAACCGCUAUGAGGCGUGCCGAUGUAGUGUUAAGAGGUAUAGGGAGCCGCUAGCAUGGUUGCGUUCCGAAGACGCUUCCCUUAGGUCUUUGUCAACAACGAUGGCUGGCACCAGCACGAAGGCGUCACGGACCACCCAACAGCAGCUACAGGAGGAGAACUACAGCCUCCGGAUACAAGUAUCAAAGCUUCAGGUGGCACUGCGAAGUGCCUUGAGCCAAAAGGGGACCAGCACGGGGAGCGGCAGCAACCCUGCGGAAGUGCAUGUGCCAAAGCACCAACUCGACUUGAUAUUGGGCGAGUUGGCAGCGUUGCGGCAACAACUUGGCCAGCUUACCGAGGAGAACCGGGGCCUGCAGGUGCAGCUCCGUGAGGCGCAGGCCGCGUCAGCUGCAGCAGUGGCAGGCGAGGGUCCGUGGGCCGCUUCCGCGCCGUCACCAGCAGCCGGCCAGGACCGCCUGACGAGAGGCGACAUGGCGUUCAUCGAACGGGAGAUCAUCAGUCUCAAGCAGAAGAUCAACGAAACGCGCAACAAGCUGCAGGCAGCGGAGCCCCGGACGCCCUGCGAAGGGCUAUGCACGCCUCCCACUUUGCGUGACCUGCCGCCCAACAACGGGCCGGCUGCAGUGCGUCAGGGCGGGCCCAUGGCCGUGAAGACCGGAGCAGUCGGCGUUACGGUCCCGCAGGCGGCUCACAACGCCCCGAUCCGUGCAAACCUAUCUCGGCCCUCAUCUAUAAUACGUGGCCGUACCGCACAAGUCCAAGCAAACAAGAAGCCCACGCAACCAGCACAACGCCCGGCGAAGGAGAACCGCGCCAAUCCGAUCGGCAGUGUCAACCCGCCGGUACGGGGCAAGUUGCAGCGCGGCCGUGUCGCUUUUGACUAAACGGUGCCGACACAAUAGGUGGCGUGAUCCUCUCGUCCCUGACAAGGUUCGUUCCAUAUGAAACCAAGAUUGAGUUCGUUAAGCCUGCAACCCCCUUCGUCAUCACCGUGCUCGGCUCAGGCCUAGCCGCUUGAGCAGCUCAUCUGUCUCCCCGCGAAUGGCCGCUACUCGGUCCACAGUCUCAGCGCGGUCGCGUGCGAGCUC
This is a messenger RNA of Astrephomene gubernaculifera, 1151 nucleotides long. The record is from the annotation of a GenBank genome assembly. NCBI's taxonomy places the organism in Eukaryota, Viridiplantae, Chlorophyta, Chlorophyceae, Chlamydomonadales, Astrephomenaceae.